AUGCCACCUCAAAAGGGAUUUAAGAUAGCAUUUAUUCAUCCAGAUUUAGGUAUUGGAGGUGCUGAAAGGUUAGUUGUUGAUGCAGCAAUUGGGCUACAAAAUAAAGGACACGAUGUAACUAUCUACACAAGUCACUGUGAUAGGACACACUGUUUUGAAGAAAUUUCUGACGGUACAUUAAAAGUCAUUGUUCUAGGUGAUCAUUUACCAAACCAAAUUUAUGGUCGUUUUAGUAUAUUUUGUGCAACUCUAAGACAAUUAUACUUAACGUUAUCUUUAAUCACCAGCAAAUCUGUGAAUAAAUAUGAUUUAUUUAUUGUUGAUCAAUUAAGUACGUGUAUACCAUUUUUGGAAAUAUUUUCAAAGACUUUAUUUUAUUGUCAUUUUCCUGAUCAAUUAUUGGCAAGAAGGGAAAGUUUUUUAAAAAAAAUAUAUAGGUUGCCUUUCGAUUUAAUUGAACAGUUUACUACAGGAAGUGCCGACUGUAUAGUGGUUAACUCCAAUUUCACCAAGUCCAUUUUUUAUAAAACCUUUAGAUUCUUAAAGAAAGAUUCUAUUGAUGUUGACGUGAUUUACCCUUGUGUUUCGUUGGUUAAAGAUUCCUAUGACAAGAAAGACCUAGAUUUUUAUAAUGAAUAUUUAAAGAAAGGUAUUAGCGUUGAAGGAGGUGCUUUUUUGUUGAGUAUUAAUAGAUAUGAACGCAAAAAAGACAUCGAGUUGGCUAUUAAAGCCUAUGCUGCAGUUAAAAAUUCCGACAAUUUAAAACUUUACAUCUGCGGUGGGUAUGACAAUAGAGUUGAUGAAAACGUUGCAUAUUUAAAAGAAUUACAAGAAAUAGCGACUAAUUUGAAAUUAAGCUACGUCACAGUCCAUUAUGAUGAUAUGGAUAAAACCACUCUUUCAGAAUUAACUAUGAAACCUUAUAAAAUUAUCUUUUUAACCUCCAUUUCGACCUCUUUGAAAAAUAUUUUAUUAGAGAAUGCCAAAUUAUUAUUGUAUACUCCAUCCAAUGAACAUUUCGGUAUUGUCCCAUUGGAGGCUAUGAAAUAUGGAACUCCAGUUUUAGCAUGCAAUAACGGAGGUCCAUUAGAAUCCAUUGAACCUGGAACAACUGGAUGGUUGAAAGAUCCAAAUGACACUCUAGCAUGGACGGAAGCUAUAGAUGAAUGUUUAUCAAUGGGUGAUGGUGAGUACAAAGCAAAGUUCCAGAAAAAUGGGCCAAUUCGGGUGAAAAAAUUAUUUAGUAGGGAUUCCAUGACUGAAUCUUUCGAAAGAAACAUUGAAAAGUUUAUAUAUGAACCUAAAAGAGAUAUGACCACGUUUGGUUUUUAUCUAUUUGCAUUAAUAAAUUUCAUUGUUUUUAUUGUCGUUCAAGCUAUUUGUGAAGGUGUUAAUAAAUAUUUUAUUUAUGGGUUCAUGUCUGUUUUCAAUUUAUUUUUCUUGAGGCAUAUUGUUUGGUCUGCUUAUUGGAUAUUGUUUGGUGGCUUAGUUUAUUUUAGAGGUCAUAUAGAGGAUUAA
This is a messenger RNA of Saccharomycodes ludwigii, 1518 nucleotides long. It is a transcript of the gene ALG2, whose product is annotated as GDP-Man:Man(1)GlcNAc(2)-PP-dolichol alpha-1,3-mannosyltransferase. NCBI's taxonomy places the organism in Eukaryota, Fungi, Ascomycota, Saccharomycetes, Saccharomycodales, Saccharomycodaceae. The transcript has a single exon. Bases 1 to 1518 code for a protein of 505 amino acids. Gene Ontology annotation, molecular function: GDP-Man:Man(1)GlcNAc(2)-PP-Dol alpha-1,3-mannosyltransferase activity; alpha-1,3-mannosyltransferase activity. The record is from RefSeq and is a predicted model, not a curated record.